Messenger RNA from Microbotryum saponariae, 4598 nucleotides. The record is from the annotation of a GenBank genome assembly. Lineage: Eukaryota; Fungi; Basidiomycota; Microbotryomycetes; Microbotryales; Microbotryaceae.
AUGGCGACCUUGAAGGAGCGAAACUACAUCAGUACCGUCAGUACCCUCCUAAAUUACCUUAUCGCUCGCAUCUGGCUGGGGCCGGACUCGUGAAGGCCAGCCGAUGUUGAUCGUCGACUGCUGUCUUUGGUCCCAAUCCUAUAGUUCGCAGGUCUCAAAGGCACGGCCAUCACAGCAGGAUCGUUCCUCGUCGUCGGUUUCGCUAUGAAUGAGGUCCUCAAGCGGCUGAGAAGGUACCCCGAUGAGGACCGCCGACGCGCCAAGGGCGAGAAGGUGCGCGAUCGAGGCGUCGAGGCCUACGCGAUGGGCUACGUGUAUCGAGCAAGGUCGUUUGUGCCGCACCUCCCAACACCCGACUUCGGACCCAGACCAUUGGCUUGGAUCUAUUCGACCUCGUACAAGCUGCCCGAAAAGUUUUACGAGGUCCACUGCGGCGCGGACGCGACGACCUAUCUGAGAUUUCUGCGCGGCACCUUCUACUGGACCUUAUUGCUCACAUGUACCAUAUUUCCCCUCCUGCUCUCGAUCCACUUCAUCGAAUCCGAUGCGACCGUCAGCACCGCUUCGAUUGAUCGUGCGUCGCUGACCUCGCUCGUGCUCAAACCGAACGGCACGCGCCUGCUGUGGGUGCACGUCAUCUGCAUCUGGCUCAUGACCUUCUCCUGGUACGCCGUGCUCGGGUGGAUCGGUUACGGCACGGUGCGCAUCCGUCGCAACAACCUUCGUCGACUGUUGCGCGACGAAGCCGACUUCCUCGCAAAGGGCAACACCGGAUCCGCCUUUGCAGGAUCAGAACCUAGGCCCAUGAACCCCGACGACGAGCGACCAGUGGGAUGGCGGUGGAGGACGAUCCUGAUGCGCAACAUCCCACCAGCUAUGCGGUCCGACGAAGCCAUUCGUGAAUACUUUGAGUCGGCUCUGCGCUACGGUGGCGAGCCUUCCUCGUCCGACGUCGACAAGUUGGAGUGCAAAGAGGCGGAAGCGAUCGAGAUGAAGAGCAGCCGCCGUGCGCUGCCGCCGACCUCUCCCCGGUCCAGCUCCUCGGCGCAUCCUCGACUCAUCUCCGAUAUCAUCCUCGUGCGCAAGCAGAACGAACUGAACGAGCUCUAUGUCAAACUGCGUGCCGUUCAACACGAACUCGAAUCGGCACAUACCGAGCUGGCUCAGAACGUGAUGAAGUUCGUCACGGCCAAGGUCGAAGAGCAGAGGAGGCGCGACGAAGGUCUGCCCAUCAAAAAGUCAUUCUGGCGUCGCCUGUUCAAGCAAAAGAAAGCGACAGUUGAUGAAGACCUGGAAAGUGUGGCGAGGCAGGGCGACCACAAGAUCAUUGAUGCGCUGCGCAAGUUCCUUGUGGAUCCGGAUCAACCCCUCGACUAUGGGGAACCUGGAGCAUUCUGGAUCGCCCUGAAUGCACUGCACUCCUCGGAUAUCACCCUACUGGAUCGAUUUCAACCCCUCGUCCAGCUCAAGCACUUUUACAACGGUCAGAAGGUGCCCUCGAUCGACUACCACCUGGCAAAGAUGAAUCUGCUCACUCGCCUCAUCGAGGAGAUUCGAGCCAACCCCGAGCAGAUCGAAAUCGCCUCGUCGGCGCUCAUCACCUUCGAAUCCGCCACGGACGCACGACGAGCUCGAAAGGAGCUGAAACCUAGGAUGCAUGGGCGCCAUCGCUUCGGGCAGCAAGCACUGGCGUGCAAGAUUGAGAUUGCCCCCGAGAAGCGCGAUCUCGAUUGGAACAAGCUGGUCAACAUCUCCCUGUCGGGCGACAUCCUGCGUGGCUUCCUCUUGCAGACCGCGAUCUGGGCAGCGACGAUCAUUUGGGUCAUCCCCGUGUCCUUCGUCGUCGGCCUCUUGUCGCUGAGCUCGAUCUCCAAGUACAUCCCCAAGCUCGCCAAAGUCUUGGAGGACAACACCGUGACCCAAUCCUUAUUCCAGAGUUUGUUGCCGACCUCGAUUGUGGCAUUGUUGGGUAUGCUCGUCCCGACGUUGAUUGGCAUCAUCACGAGGAACGGUCAAGCUCUUAUCACCACCACCCGAGUGCACUCCGCUGUUCAAGCGAGGUACUGGAAGUGGAGCAUGACCAAUAUUGUGCGUUUCUCACCUCGUACUCGUGGGCAGCAAAUCUUCGUUCGCUUACUAGACUUCUGCUUCACAGAUUCUUCUUUUCUGCAUCGGACUUACCGCGUUCAACGCUUUCUUGAAUGCAUUCAAGCAACCCACGAGUGUCCUUACUGUUGUCGCUUCGUCCUUCCCGAAAGGUGCGACUUUCUUCGUUUCAUGGACGCUCCUGGUUGUCGGAGUGCAUCACGGAAUCGAGAUCGCCCUCUUUGGUAUUCCCUGGAUCAACCAUGCCUCGUGAGUAGGAAUGUGUGGCAAGGGGGUGCAGGCACAAGUGAUCACCCACUUGGCAUCUUUCCGCCUUUGCAGAAUCCGCAAGUACAAGGCACCUCGCAAGCGCGCCUUGGAGAACGAACCUCGCUUCUUCAACUAUGCCUAUUGGAUGCCGAAUCAUCUGAUCGUCUUCGCGGUGACGGCGAUUUUCGCCUGCCUCAAUCCUCUCGUUAUUGCGUUCAAUAUGUUCUAUCAGCUUUUCGAAAUGAUCGUGUUCAAGUCUCAGGUUAGUGAUCACCGUUUAGGACGAAUUAUCCCCACUAUCUAUACUGAGUUGAUCGCUGAUCCCCUAUCACAGGUGUCUCAUGUAUACUGGAGGCGGUGGUAUGAGAAUGGCGGUCGUUACAUCUACCGUCGUCUUUUCCGCUAUUCCCUGGACGUCUUUCUGGUCGCCCAGACGAUCAUCAUGGCGUUCAUGUUUGUCACGAGAAAGCCAAAGUACGGCGGUGCGGUCAUCCCUCUGUUACCCGUCACGGUCAUCGUCAAACUCAUCGGAACGAGAUGGUUCGAUGCCCUACUGGACGAAAUUGACGAGGCCGAGAUCGAUAUUGUGUGUUGCGAUGAUGCUCAGAUCAUCGAGGAUCUUUCCGUGCCUUUGACCGACUUUGACCACAACAUGCACAAUCUGUCGCUUGGCGAGGCGUACGGAACGAUCAAGACUUUUACUACGAGGUCAGAAACACGAUGAGCUUAUAUGUUCAUUUCUUGACACAAUGCUGACGUUCGCGCGCCUUCCUUCGCGUAGUACUCUGCCCGCUCUCGCUCUCCGCCCGCACGAGAAGCUUCCCAUUAUCCCAUCGCCGGCCAAGAGUGCCGAGCACCUUCACAGUCGCGCUGGAUCUACUAGUACUGCGCAGAGCCCCACUGCAGGUCACACAAGUCAUCGCCACCACCAUUUGAGGCACUCUUUGGACGACAAUGUGCCGUUGACGCAGGUCGAGACGCUGCGGACGCCGACGCCGACGACCGCCGAUCUCACGGUCACGGAUGUGUUCGGCCCCAAAUCGAGCCCGCCUUCAUCUCGCGAUACGUUCGAUUUGAAACAAUUCGCACAAGGCGAUCAUGGCUCAACGGCGCCGAAGCCUGCGUUUGUUGACGAGACGAAAUUGAUCGCGCUCCAUCCUCCACUCACGCGCGAUGAUCGACCGGUCACGAAUGUCCGGUACGACAACCCCGCUCAGGUCGCGCCUUUGGAUAGAAGCCUAUGGCUACCAUCAAACCCGCUCAUCCCCGUCGACCUCGGGGACACGAUCGAUUACUACGGUCGCGCCAUGGUUUCAAGCGAAGGCGGAGAUGGGAUGAUUGGGAGAUGGGAUGAUGACGAGUAUCUGAGCGAUGAGACUGCAAUCGUUGCGGCCGAUGGUCAAGCCGUGACCACUCCUGGUGGUGAAGGCAAUGGAUUCCUGUCUGUGCUUAAGCGUUCCUCCAGUCGGACCUCGGGCAGCACCAAGAGCCGACCCGUGCUCAGCGGCAACGAGCGUAUUCGAGUUGCUAGCGAUGUGGCGCUUCGCAUCGAGGCAGAGGGGACUUCGAUUUCAGUCGUUUCUGACGAGCGUCCGCGCAACUCGAGUAUUGGGUCAGCUUCGGGUUCGAUGAUGCCUUCCAUGCGUCGAAAUUCGCUUUCGGAAGCCAGUCAGAUUCAAAUUGUAACUAGUCCGUCGCCGGUUGGGACCUCACCGACAGAGGAGUUCGAUCAAGGCUCUCCUGGACCUCGUCAGGGAUCGUCGCCGUCGAUGCUUCACUCGCCUGCCAGCAAUCUUUCAUCAGCUAGUCCCGUGACACCGUUGCAAGACGACGCUCAAGUCCAAGAGGACGGCACCCAUCUGACUCUGACACCUCGUCGGCCGAGUAACCUGAACCUCGGUGACUCGGCGGCGUUCCGAGUUCGAGACCGCUCCAACUCGGGUCACUCAGGACCUCGAACGCCUAGAUAUGCCUCCAGAACUCGCAACGCACGCUCACCUUCCGUCGCACCAUCAGGCAUCUCGAUCGCUGAAGAGGAAGAAGGCCACAGCGGCGUGGUCGUCAUUUCCCAAUCAGUCGCCUUGAUCGGGGAGGUAUUGGAGGAAGAACGUAAGGAACACGAAGAGAGGAAGGAGAAGGAGCAGAAAAGGCAUGCGCAGGAAUCGCAGGACCGUAAAUUGGGUUGGUUCUCAAAGCUGUUGCUCAAAUAUGGUGGGGAUGAGCAUGAAGCUGAAUCGACUUAG